Messenger RNA from Fragaria vesca subsp. vesca, 645 nucleotides. RefSeq names its product putative enzymatic polyprotein-like. The coding region runs from base 1 to 645 and encodes 214 amino acids. The transcript has 2 exons. The record is from RefSeq and is a predicted model, not a curated record. Lineage: Eukaryota; Viridiplantae; Streptophyta; Magnoliopsida; Rosales; Rosaceae.
AUGGAUAAUAUCUUCAAGCCUUACUCAGAUUUCUACAUAGUUUACAUAGAUGACAUUCUUGUCUUCUCCAAAACUAUGAUUGAGCAUCUAAAGCAUCUUGAACUGGUGUGUAAACUUAUUGUCCAAAAAGGAAUCAUUCUUGGACAGAAGAAGAUUCAUCUUAUUAAGGGUGAAAUUGAUUUCCUCGGUAUUCAUGUUAAGGAUGGAGAGAUUCGUCUCCAAGAUCAUAUUGUUAAGAAAAUCAGCCAAUUUCCAGACAUCAUCCCAGAUGCGAAGUCUCUGCAGAGAUUUUUGGGAGUUGUUAAUUUUGCUAGAGAUUUUAUUCCUCAAGUUAGUGGUCUAACUGCUCUCCUCUCUCCAAAAACGAGUUCUAAGAAAAAAUGGUCUUUCACAGCUGAUGACAGUAACAAGAACUAUUUGCCCGACGCUCUCACAAGAGAAAUGGCUAUGUUUGACAAAGAAGGUUGCAAUCCAAGAAGCCGGAAACCGAUAUCUGAAGAAAAGAAGCUUUGGGAAAGAUAUAAGAGCUGUGAUAAAACCGUAGGACUUCUCCUUGACGGACCAGGUUAUCAAUACCUUGUUUCUUAUGGAGCUGCUGAAUCUGGCCAACCUUCAGAAAGAAUCAAGCCAAAGCUAGAUCAAUGA